UUUGUUUUGACGGUCGACGGAGAAAUCGGCACAACGCAUUGCUUCGUGACGAAGCUUGCUCUCCCGCCCAGGCCCAGAAGAACUUCGCCGUCCGUCCUCCCAAGGAAUCCCAGGAAUCUCAGGAAGCAUCAUCUAGCGGACCAGCCGACCAGCUCAAUCACCCGCCAUGUCGUCCACGUCGGCUCUCAAGGUGUUCGUGUAUGCCCUGGACAUUGUUUGUGCGCUGCUGGCCCUGGUGCUGAUAUCUUUCGGCAUCUAUGUCGUGGUGUCCUAUGAUCUAAACGAAAUUGGAGGGCUGUCGGCCUACGCAUUCAUUUAUCUGGGAGCGGUCGCCCUGGUAAUCCUCCUAUGGGGAUAUCUGUCCGCUUGGAAGGAAAGUGUGUGCUGCACUGUCACGUUCGUGGUAUUCCUGUGGCUGAUUAUUGCCACCCAGUUCGCUGUGGUGUUUUUGCUUAUCCACAAUGAAAGCUCUGUAGCCUCCAAUCUGGCCAACCCGAUUGAGGCCACUUGGGAGGAGGAGCUCAACAGUCCCGGCGCCAUGUCCAUCUAUCAGAACUGGUUCCAGUGCUGCGGUCGUGGCAGUCCCCAGGAUUACAUUGUCAACGAGCGACUGCCCCCAGAGACCUGUUUCCGCAACCAUGACAAGAGCAAGGCUGAGAACCUCAUCCCCAACGGCUGCCGAAAGGAGUUCGAAAACUAUUGGCUGCAGCUACUGCAGAUUUUCAACAUUCUCGGCUGUGUGCUGAUUGGCAUCGAGCUCCUGAUCAGUGUCAUCUCGAUCCGGCUGUGCAACAGCAUUCGGAACGAUCAGCGGCGCUCGUACUUUUAAGACUAUCCCGAAAACUACGAAAUUAGCCAAUUGACCAAUUGGUUAUUAUUCUAAACGGAAUUUGUUAUUAGCAAGCGUUAAGUAAGACUUGAAAAACAGUUGUUGGAAAUUUAAAAUUGGAAACCGGGAGAUACGAGUAUUUAAAUAAGUACAAUACACACACACUCACAAAACACAGCUUAUAUAACUCACGAACUAAUUUCAAUGCAAAUUUUAGCUGUACAUCACACUCAAAUCUUAGGCUAAGAAAUGUGAAUUAAUUUUAAUAUUAUUUAUUUGAAUAUAUUGCUAAAUAAAACA
Drosophila persimilis is the source of this 1129-nucleotide messenger RNA. RefSeq names its product protein late bloomer. NCBI's taxonomy places the organism in Eukaryota, Metazoa, Arthropoda, Insecta, Diptera, Drosophilidae. Gene Ontology annotation, cellular component: membrane. Bases 167 to 829 code for a protein of 220 amino acids. The record is from RefSeq and is a predicted model, not a curated record. The transcript has 6 exons.